Messenger RNA from Lucilia sericata (common green bottle fly), 584 nucleotides. Its product is annotated as lectin subunit alpha-like. Bases 14 to 556 code for a protein of 180 amino acids. Gene Ontology annotation, biological process: biological process involved in interspecies interaction between organisms. Gene Ontology annotation, cellular component: external side of plasma membrane. The record is from RefSeq and is a predicted model, not a curated record. The transcript has 3 exons. NCBI's taxonomy places the organism in Eukaryota, Metazoa, Arthropoda, Insecta, Diptera, Calliphoridae. Gene Ontology annotation, molecular function: carbohydrate binding.
CGUAAAGAAUACAAUGAAGUGUGUAGUAGUUUAUAUUUUAUUCCUAAUAAAUCUGGUAUAUUGUGUGCCCGAACAGAAAUGGCGUGAAAGUGAAGAUGGUAGUAAAUUUUAUAUAGAACCAGCAGGAAAGUACAAUUGGUACGAGGCCUGGAGUGAUUGUGCACGCAAAAACAUGUCCCUGAUUGCCAUUGAUACCUAUGCCAAACAUCAACAGAUUGAUAAUUUAUUAAAGCGAUUAUAUAACUCCUGUCCUCCAGUUUGGAUUGCCGGCCACGAUAAUGCUGUGCAUUUACGUUUUGAAUGGGCCUCUACCGGCCAACCAUUUAGCUUUACCAACUGGGGAGCUAAUCAACCGGCUGAUACGACUAAGAAUGAACCCUGUAUUUUAAUGUGGACCGAUUUUCAAUGGCAUGAUUAUCCGUGCACAAAUAAAUUGGGUUAUAUAUGUGAAGAACAUCCUCUAGUUAAGAACGGCUGUAACAAACCAUUGUUGACCAAUGCCCAAGAUAUGAGUGAUUUGAAAAAUAUUUUAUUUUAUUUUAGGAAUGGUAAAUAAAGGGUUUGUGAUUUAAUGUGUGAAAUUA